AUGUCCGAGAAACCUUCGCCUACCAAGUUAGCACAAAUCAUGCACAAGUACAGAAAUCUCAUGUGUAUUGUACUUUUCAUGUUACUUUUCGGUUGUAUAAUAUAUUUUGGUCUCACUCUCGGAAACAAUUUACCAAUGGAAUUCGCCAUAGCUGAUGCCUCAAUCAAGCAGUUCAAUCUCACAAGCAACAACACCUUAUACUACAAUUUUAAGGUCAAUAUUACUGCGAGAAACACAAAUUACGGCCAUCUGUUUGCGAACAUGAUGAUGAUGAAAGCGAUUUCAUCUUAUAAAGGUAAUAAAUUUGCUGAAGUGGAUAUGACACCCUUGGACCCAGGUUUUAUGAAGACCAUUGUGCUCAAACCUGUCGUGUUUUACGGCAACAGUUUUAUCAAACUCAGUGAUCAACAAUUUAUUGAGUAUGAUAAUGAGACACGAUUGGGGAUUAUUAAUUUAGAUUUGAAAUUAGAUUUGGAAUCUAAUCAAUAUGUUUAUUGUCUAGGUUUGAGAGUUCCUUUGAUUUCUAAUGGAAAAUUAGAAUCUACUUUCAAUGUUACCCACUGCACCCGUUAA
Molecule: messenger RNA, 573 nt
Organism: Lathyrus sativus (Indian pea)
Lineage: Eukaryota; Viridiplantae; Streptophyta; Magnoliopsida; Fabales; Fabaceae
Source: the annotation of a GenBank genome assembly